This is a messenger RNA of Sabethes cyaneus, 1503 nucleotides long. RefSeq names its product G protein-activated inward rectifier potassium channel 3 (gene Irk1). Gene Ontology annotation, cellular component: plasma membrane. The transcript is spliced from 7 exons. Bases 1 to 1503 code for a protein of 500 amino acids. Lineage: Eukaryota; Metazoa; Arthropoda; Insecta; Diptera; Culicidae. Gene Ontology annotation, biological process: potassium ion import across plasma membrane; regulation of monoatomic ion transmembrane transport. The record is from RefSeq and is a predicted model, not a curated record. Gene Ontology annotation, molecular function: inward rectifier potassium channel activity.
AUGGGUGCAAACACAGAACUGGCUAGGUGGCCGCUGCGCUCGCUCGCUGGUCGCUGGCUGAACACAAACAACAAGCGGCCGGUCGAUCGAAGACUAACGGUAGCCAGCUUAAACAGGCCUCCGCUGGACUGGAAUGAAUAUCGUCAAACAAGGUUUUCAUCGCGACGCAUACGCAAGCGGGUGAUUUUCAAGCAUGGCGACUGCAAUGUGGUGCAAGGCAAUGUUGCCAAACGAAGGAGACGCUAUUUACAGGAUAUUUUCACCACGCUAGUCGACAUCCAGUGGCGCUGGACGCUGCUGGUGUUCGCGCUGAGCUUUAUCCUAUCGUGGCUGGGAUUCGGCACGAUCUGGUAUUUGAUCGGCUACAGCCACGGCGAUGUGACUGCCUAUGCCAAUGGAGAUACUCAGCACCAGCCGUGCGUUACCUUCAUCUACGGUUUCACGUCCGCAUUCCUGUUCUCGCUCGAAACCCAGCAUACCAUCGGCUACGGUAAUCGGUUCGUAACGGAGGAAUGCCCGGAGGCGGUCUUCAUACUGGCCCUGCAGAGCAUCACCGGUGUAUUUAUUCAAGCAUUUAUGGUAGGUAUCGUGUUCGCGAAGCUUUCGCGACCAAAAAAGCGAGCCCAAACGUUGCUCUUCUCGCGCAAUGCCGUCAUCUGCCACCGGGACGGGGUGCCCUGUCUGAUGUUCCGGGUAGGAGAUAUGCGCAAGAGUCAUAUCAUCGAGGCGCACGUGACGGCGCAGGUUAUUCGCAGGAAAGUCACGAAGGAGGGCGAAGUGCUGCCAUUUUUCCAGCAAAAUUUAGAGGUCAGCUGCGAUGGCGGAGACGAUCGGCUGAUGUUUAUCUGGCCAACGAUAGUCGUUCAUAAGAUCGACCGGGAAAGUCCACUGUACAGCUUGUCCGCUCAGGAUAUGCUGAGGGAACGAUUUGAAAUUGUUGUUAUGCUUGAGGGUGUGGUGGAGUCGACGGGAAUGACAACUCAGGCACGCAGCAGCUAUCUGCCAUCGGAAAUUCUCUGGGGCCAUCGAUUCGAAUCGGUCGUUACGUUCAAGCGAGACACCGGAGAAUAUGAGGUUGACUAUACAAUGUUCAACAAUACGUACGAGGUGGAUACGCCACUGUGCAGUGCUCGACAGCUGAAUGUCGUUAAAAAGGAACUCAACAAGCAGAAUGGCAUCGUGCCGUCCUCGUCCAGUGACGAAUCGGACACGUCGUCCUCUUCGGACAACGCAUCGGCUACCACGGCGGCACGGUUGGCCGGCAAGCAGCAGCCCGUGUCGCAGCAUAACGGUUUUUUGCAUUUCAAUCUGAACGCGACUGCCCAGAACCAUGCGGGUGUUACGUUUGCUAACGUAGGCGGUGGCGGUGGUGGUGGUGGUAGUGAAGCUCUGGGUGGUGUCAGCGUUAUGGCCGUCUCCGAGGGUUCGCCGUCAACGGCUCAGAGGCAGCGUAGUGCCCGCAUGCUUUCCAUCAAGGAACCAUCACUGGAUUCGUUGUGCUGA